Molecule: messenger RNA, 4874 nt
Organism: Cyprinodon variegatus (sheepshead minnow)
Lineage: Eukaryota; Metazoa; Chordata; Actinopteri; Cyprinodontiformes; Cyprinodontidae
Gene: gabrg2
Product: gamma-aminobutyric acid (GABA) A receptor, gamma 2
Exons: 10
Coding region: 324-1784 (486 amino acids)
Biological process (GO): signal transduction; nervous system process; gamma-aminobutyric acid signaling pathway
Cellular component (GO): GABA-A receptor complex; neuron projection; dendrite membrane
Molecular function (GO): transmitter-gated monoatomic ion channel activity involved in regulation of postsynaptic membrane potential; inhibitory extracellular ligand-gated monoatomic ion channel activity; GABA-A receptor activity
Source: RefSeq, a predicted model, not a curated record
UCGGUUCCUUUCCAACCUCAGCGUUAAUCUGCAUUCACUCUGAGGUUUUAAAGCUUUUCUUCUCAAACGCUCGUUGCAUGAGUGUUUUAAUACUGGAACCUUAGUCAUCUUUGGAAGGUAUUUUAGGCAUCUUCCUGACUAUCGAACAGGACACAGGCGAGCUGUUUAAUAUCGAGCUUUCUGACUUUCAUUAAUUCAGCUCUGCCUGAUCGCACUUCGACUCACGUCAGUCCGUCGGUCUGUCUGUCUAAGGUGAAGAAUCGCUGAGCCUUUACUGCCGGCGUGCGUAAUGUAUCUUAAAGAGGAAACACAGUAAGACGGACAUGUCCAUCUGCAGAAAAAAGGAAACGAAGAUGAUGAUGACGGCUUCACCGAAGUCAAUAUUCAGGUGCUCAAUAGCAAUGGCGAAACCUUCCCUCCCACUGAAGCGGAUGCUAUGGGUUUUUAUUGUUUUUAGUCUCUCUCAAAGCUCCCUCCAGAACGAUGACGAUGAUGAGGUGUCUAACAAGACAUGGGUGCUGACUCCAAAAGUCUACGAGAGCGACGUUACACACAUCCUCAACAGCCUACUAGAUAGUUACGAUAACAAGCUCAGACCUGACAUUGGAGUCAAACCAACAGUAAUCCAUACCGACAUGUUUGUCAACAGCAUCGGUCCAGUAAAUGCCAUCAAUAUGGAAUACACCAUCGACAUAUUUUUUGCACAGACCUGGUACGACAGGAGGUUAAAGUUCAACAGUACAAUGAAGGUUCUUCGUCUCAACAGCAACAUGGUUGGAAAGAUCUGGAUCCCAGACACUUUUUUUCGCAACUCAAAGAAAGCUGAUGCCCACUGGAUUACAACACCUAAUCGCAUGCUUAGGAUCUGGAAUGACGGAAGAAUACUCUACACGCUUAGGUUAACCAUUGAUGCUGAGUGUCAGCUUAAACUAAACAACUUUCCAAUGGAUAAGCAUUCCUGUCCUCUUGAGUUUUCAAGUUAUGGCUACCCUAAGGAGGAGAUUACAUACAGGUGGAAAAGGAGCUCAGUUGAGGUUGGGGACAUUCGCUCAUGGAGGCUUUACCAGUUUUCCUUUGUUGGAUUGCGAAACACCACUGAAACUGUCAAGACAGUGUCAGGAGACUAUGUAGUGCUGACUGUCUUUUUUGACCUGAGCAGGAGAAUGGGCUACUUUACCAUCCAGACCUACAUCCCAUGCACACUUAUUGUUGUCCUCUCCUGGGUGUCUUUCUGGAUCAACAAAGAUGCAGUACCUGCAAGGACCUCACUAGGCAUCACCACUGUGCUGACUAUGACCACACUUAGUACCAUUGCCAGGAAAUCUCUUCCUAAAGUGUCAUACGUGACUGCAAUGGACCUGUUUGUGUCCGUCUGCUUUAUUUUCGUCUUUGCUGCACUCAUAGAGUAUGGCACGCUGCAUUACUUUGUCAGCAAUAGGAAGCCAAGUGCCAAAAAGGACAAGAAGAAGAAAAACCCGCUCCUCCGGCUCUUUUCCUCUAAGCAGACACCAACGGUGGACAUCCGUCCGCGCUCGGCUACGGCAAUCCAGAUGAACAAUGCCACACACAUGCAGGAGAGAGAUGAGGAAUAUGGCUAUGAGUGUCUUGAUGGAAAAGACUGCACCAGUUUCUUCUGCUGUUUUGAAGAUUGCCGCUCUGGAGCCUGGCGGCAUGGAAGGCUGCACAUUCGAAUCGCCAAGAUAGACUCAUACGCACGCAUCUUCUUCCCUACUGCAUUUGCUCUCUUCAAUCUGGUCUAUUGGGUCUCCUAUCUAUAUCUUUAGACAUGGGGUCUUCCCAGCUAGUCCAUCACCAUUUUCUGUAUGCUCAGUGCCAGGAAGUGACAUUUUACAAAAAAACAGAUCCACUGAAAUAUCCCAAAAUCUGGUCUGACUUUAUUUUAUUUCUGUUAAGUCCCUUUAAAUUUCCACAAGUUUUUAAGAUAACCUUGACAAACAUUGCACAUACUGUAGCACUGAAUUUUAUUUGUGUGGUAUAGUUUUAUUGUACUUAUGAUGCAAAAGCAUUGGUCCUGCGAGGGAUUACUAUGUUUUACUUUUUUAAUGUAUCUGCAUUCCUCUGAAAGAUGUAAUUAAAUCAUGCAGAAUUUAUUUGCCAUUGGCCCUGUUUCCUGUAAGACAUUUAUGUAUUACAAUGGAAAACAACAAAUGUGUUUUUUUAUUGAAAGUGAAAAUACAUAAUUUAUUGAUAAUUUAAAUAAAGUGAAACAGUAAUUUCUCUUAUUUCAAUUACUAGAUGUAAAACAACAUUACAGUGAAACAUAUUUUUUUUUAUUUUAAUGCAAAAAAUGUGUAAAGGAUCUCAGUGUAGCCAGUUAUGUCUUGACUAUGACCAUGUUGAAACAGUUAGUUUAAUAUUUUUUCACAUUAUUUUUUUAUUCACAAAGGCAUCAGAUCUGAGGCACUUUAAAAGAGCUAUGUUUAACUUUGAAAAACUGAUUAUCUAAAGCAAACAAUUUCAUGAGCAGUCAGAGUACAAAAAGGAUUUUUAUGUAUAGAAUCAGCUGUAUAAACACUGUAUAUAUAUUCUAUUGUUAGAUUUAGGGUUGCUUCCAUUGCAUGCACCUUUCAGGCCAAACAAUCCCAGCAUAUCUUAUGGUCUUCUACUGUUGACUAUGGUAACUACAAAAGAAACAAAAAAAAAAAACUAUUUUGACUUUUUUCUAUAAAAACGUCAAAUCUUAAAAAAGCUCUGAAGAUAUUUUUAUUAUAAGAACUACCUUUGCAAACAGGAGAGAAGAUCAGCACAGUGUUUCAGCAAGAAUAUGUGGCCAUCUUUAUUUGUUCUUAAAGGUACUCAUUACAUAAACUUGUUGGUAUACUUAAACUACUCAAAAGAUCAAAAAGCAAAGAAACUAAUUGAUCCAAUUGAUAGUUGCACAACCAGAAAUUAUGAUUAUGUUUUCAAAUUAAGCAUUCAAAAGUAAUCUAUGUGUCAAUGUAAACCUAUGUCCAGACAGCUUCAACCUAAUUAGAAACAAACAGCAGGUAUACUUGCCAUCCUUUAGAGAAGUACUUAUAGUUAUUACAAGCUGCUUUUUUAGAACAAAUAUGUAGAAUGUGUUUUCAAUCAUCUUGUCUCUGUGCUAAUCACAUUGAGAUUAUGAGUUUCUGCAAACAGCCAAACAAAAUUACAUUUUUCAAGAGGUUCUAAAAGGCCUUUAUUCCAUGGUCUUUAUUUCCAUUAAGGUUUGCUUGAAUGUGUGAUGAGAGCAAAUGCUGUACUUGGCUACAUGUAAUGCACUGUAACCCCAUACCACUCAGUUCUGUUAAACAUCAGUAUGCAAAUGACUGUGCUGCAAUAUGAUUUGUAAACUCAUAAAGAACGGGUGUAAAUAACAAUGGCUAUGUACAUACAAUUAUAAAUGGAAGAAAAACAUUUGUCAAGUCUUUGGCAUUUUCUAAAAGGGUAUAUAUAUUUUGUAAUUGUAACAUUAUUACACUAUAUCAAUCAGUACUAUAAUAUAUUUAUUGUUUAUGCGUGAAUGACCAUGCAACAUACUUGAUGGGGGAAGGGUUGAUAGGAUUGUGCAAAUGAGUUAUUUAUUUAUUUAUUAAUAUACUGUUUAUGGUAUCAUUUUUUGAUUCUUAAAAAACGCUUAUGCUCAUAUAGCCCCAAUAAAAGAAACACAGAAUGCUGUCAUCUAUAUCAAAGAGACAUAAUUGUUCCGUGUGUCUAUCAAACUUGAGCCUAUUUAUCUUGUGUUUUCUAUGUUGUGAUCUAUGUACACUACUCCCACAAAGGCCUGUCAAACUGUUCUAUUUGUUGAGUGACUUGCAACCUUAUACGUUGUGCUGCUUUUGAACUUUAGAUUCUGUUUAGACAAAAAAAUAUUCUCACUGACAUUUAUUCAGUUAUUAUUAUUCAGUUAUUUGCUUUGGUAAUGGGUUUUACCAAUUCAAUGUGACUAUGAGCUUACAUGUGUACGAUUUACAGAUCAUAUUUUCCAUACUUCAUUCCCAAUUGUGGAAUGGCAAUUCUACUGUGUUCCACUUAGUAGUUUUUUUAGUUUCUAUAUACACCAUUUCUCACAUCUUUAGGAACAUGAGAUUGUUUAUUACCAAUAAUCACAGUGCCAAAAAUUGAGAUACAUGUGUAUAAAAAAAUACCUAAUACCAAAAAAUACCAAAUAGCUUUGGAGUUUGAAACUGACCUAUAUCUCAAGUUCUCUUGAAUUGUAAUCUUUCUGUUAUAGUUUACUCUCGAUUUCUUUCAACAGUGGUAUAAUUUAAAAUUAACGUCAAGCAAGUAAAAUGGACUAAAUGAGACCUUGAGAAAAUUAAACUAGUGUCAGAGGUUCAACUGGAAGACAUUUCUGCCUGAGGAUAAAGGUCUAGUGCUUUGGAUGUCAAGGUAAAGGUUGAGACCUUUUCAUACUAUGCUUCAAAUACUUCCCUUGAUAACCUCCAAAUGCAGAGAUUUAAAGAGUAUUAAAGCAUUAUGUAUUGAGGCAGGUUUACAGUUCGAAGCAUGCUUGCUGAAUGAAUUAUUACUCAAAAAUAUUUUGAAGGACUGGGUCUCCUCCAUAUGCUUUUAAUCCAUUGUUUCCAUAAAUGUCAGUCUCUCUCUCUUUUUUUUUUAACAAUGUGAUGUUAACUGUUUUGGGACCAAUGUGUAGAACAAAGUACAUGAGCAGCACAUGUAGAUAUUUUGUGUUGUUAUCAAUGUUAUAAAAUAAAAAAGAAGCACUGGACAUGCUGGACUUGUAAAAGACAUCCAAAGCUAAAAUAAUUCUGUUGAGAUUCUCAUUCAUACAACAUAAGUUGCUUUGUGUUUUUAUCUGAUUAUUGUGUUGAAGGGUCACUGAUAUAGCACAUAGUUGUGAUUUUUUUUUAUAAUAAAAUGAUUGCUUU